Messenger RNA from Xenopus tropicalis (tropical clawed frog), 1936 nucleotides. Its product is annotated as 1,25-dihydroxyvitamin D(3) 24-hydroxylase, mitochondrial. The record is from RefSeq and is a predicted model, not a curated record. Gene Ontology annotation, molecular function: monooxygenase activity; oxidoreductase activity, acting on paired donors, with incorporation or reduction of molecular oxygen; heme binding. Lineage: Eukaryota; Metazoa; Chordata; Amphibia; Anura; Pipidae. The transcript is spliced from 12 exons. Bases 74 to 1390 code for a protein of 438 amino acids.
UGUUGAUUUUCCUGGAAUUGGAAGUAUUCUGAAUAUACUGUGGAAUGGAGGAUUAAAAAACCAGCAUGAAAUCAUGUUCAAAUAUCACCAGAAAUUUGGAAAAAUAUUUAAAAUGAAUCUUGGAUUUUUUAAAUCAGUGCAAAUUGGAGAUCCAACUAUGCUAGAAACAUUUUUAAGAACAGAAAGUAUUUACCCAAAAAGAAUGGAUAUAAAACCUUGGAAAAUGUAUAGAGAUUAUAGAGAGGAAGCUUGUGGUCUAUUGAUACUUGAUGGGCAAGAAUGGUUCCAGAUGCGAAGAGCAACACAAAAUAAACUUAUGAAACCUAAGGAAAUAUUUCCAAUGGAUCUGAGAAUCAAUGAGGUCAUGGCAGAUUUUAUACCAUACAUUGAUAACAUAUGUGAUGAAAAUGGAUGCAUUGCUGAUCUAUAUUCUGAGCUAAAUAAACUGUCUUAUGAAACUAUCUGCUAUGUCUUGUACAAUGAAAGAUAUGGGCUUCUGCAACAAACUUGUAAAGAAGAGGCUUUACUUUUUAUAAAAUCAGUAAAAGAGAUGAUGUAUUACUUAGGACCCCUGAUCGUCUCUUCUGCAGAACUCCACAAAAAAUUCAAUACAAAGCAAUGGCAAAAUCAUACAAAAGCUUGGGAUAAUAUUUUCCUAACAGUAAAACGUUGUAUUGAUAAAAGUCUUGCACAGAAUUCUGUUGGAAAGAGAGAUCAUUUACUUCAUGUAAUUAAUUCUGACAAUUUACUGACAAGAAAACAGCUGUAUGGUAUCUUUGCUGAACUUCAAAUUGGGGGAGUAGAAACAACAGCAAACUCUCUAAUGUGGAUAAUGCUCCAUCUUUCAAGAAACAAGGAUGUUCAACAAAAACUUCUAGAAGAAAUUCAGUCGACGUGCCCUUCAUAUCAGGCACCAACUGCAUCUAUGUUGCAAAGCCUGCCCUAUCUGAAGUCUUGUAUAAAAGAAUCAAUGAGAUUAACUCCUACAGUGCCAUUUACAAGUCGGACAUUGGAGGAAGAUACAAACAUUGGAGGAUAUCUAAUUCCUCAGGGUACAAUUGCAAUGAUUAACUUUCACGCAAUGACAUGGAAUGAUGAAUUCUUUCCUCAUGCUCAAGAAUAUAAACCUGAAAGGUGGAUGAAAGACAAGCACACCAUUAAUCCAUUUGCACACACACCAUUCGGAAUUGGAAAAAGAAUGUGUAUUGGGAGGAGACUUGCCGAGCUGCAACUUCAGUUGACUCUGUGCUGGUUAGUAAAGAAUUUCCACAUAAAUGCAAUCGAUGAAGAACCAGUGAAAGCCAUUGUCUCUGGACUGAUGAUUCCAGCAAGAGAGUUACCUGUGUCUUUAAAAAGGCGAGAUCGUUUUCUGGAGAACUACACCCAAUAAUCCUGAGAUGGUGCAACAUUUUGAUGCUAUGAACAUAUUAACCUUAUCUUAGGAAAUCUACUUGUCUUGCAAUAAUGAAAAAAGUAAAAAAAAAAGAUAUUUUAUCCAGAUGCUUUUUGUUGAAAUGUGAGCUAUUGACAAUACAAUACAAUAGGUACAAUGAUACAUUACAUUUAAAGAGAAAUGUUGCAGGUAUGUUCCUUGGGAUUAAAACUGUUUAUUUCAGUCAUCUGUAGUUUUGGCUGCAGUCAAAUUUUUAGUUGGUGACACUAUUCUGUUAGCCCAAUUGGCUUUUAACAAUAUCCAGUUGUAACUAAUAAUCAGUUUUGGAGAAAUGUUUGUAUAUGUUAGCUAUUUUAUCUAGUGUUUGUAUCCCUUUACUCAGUAAAGCUCUGCACAUAAUGUUGGUGCUGUAUAAAUAAUAGUAAUAAUAGCCUCUGUAAUAUGUAGGCUGUUAAAGCAAAAAGUUACAUUUCAAGUGGUGAAACAGCUUUUCAUGUGAAAUAAAUUGUGUAAAAAAAAAAUAAAAACCAUUUUACUAUCUUA